AUGGAAGAGGUUAGCUUCUACACGGAACAAUGUGACAAGACCAUGACGCACAUGCAGCAGUGGUAUCGCGAUCGACUUUUGUUUAAAACGGGCUUGCGUGAAAUAGCGUGCCAGGUUGAUGAAAAGAAGGAGGAUAGUGAAGGAAGUGGAGUUUCUUCUGGGGAUGAAAACGCUGAUGUUGAUGUUGAUCACAAAAGUAGCGAAUUUGAAUUAUUCUUACAGAAACGAUUUGAGGAGGGCUCAAUUUCUGGUCGUUAUAUGGCUAUGUAUCUACGCACAGUUGCUUAUAAAGUGAGGUGCGAAUGUGAACACGUACGUUGCAUGGUGCUGGAAUACCUAGGCGCCGUUUACAACGAACCUGCGCAUAGUGGAGCAUAG
This is a messenger RNA of Cylicocyclus nassatus, 378 nucleotides long. The record is from the annotation of a GenBank genome assembly. NCBI's taxonomy places the organism in Eukaryota, Metazoa, Nematoda, Chromadorea, Rhabditida, Strongylidae.